CAGGAAGUGACGUCAGGCGGCCGCAGAGAUGGAGGACGUGCUGGACCUAGGCGAGGAGCGGCGACGCGGCUCGGCCACCUCCGGAGCCAAGAUGGGGCGCCGAGCUCAACAGGAGUCAGCUCAAGCCGAGAAUCAUCUCACUGGCAAGAAUUCCUCUUCGACUCUGACUGCAGAGGCUCCCCCUCCCAAGCCACCACGCAGGCAAGGAGGCUGGGCAGAUGACUCCAUGAAGGCUUCCAAGUCAGGAAGGAGGGCUUCUGAAGAGAUAGAAGAUCACCGCCUCAGACAGCAGAGCCUGGAUGGAUCAGAUGAUGGAGGAGAUAUUCCUGUUAUUCCAGACCUGGAAGAAGUACAGGAGGAAGACUUUGUUUUGCAGGUGGCGGCCCCUCCCAGCAUCCAGGUCAACCGGGUGAUGACCUACCGUGACCUGGAUAAUGACCUCGUGAAGUACGCAGCCUUUCAGACCUUGGAUGGAGAGAUCGACCUGAAGCUCCUCACCAAAGUCCUGGCGCCGGAGCAUGAGGUUCGAGAGACACCUUUAUGUUCCAACCAGCGUUGUCGCCCACCCGAGACUUCAGAGGGCCUCCCAAGAAGAUGACCCAAGAGGGGUGAUAGAAUGGUUGAGCUUCGACAGGUACCUCAGCGUGGUUUUCCACAGACACCGGCGGGGGGGCGGCGGGGAGGAGGUGUGGAGUGGGCCUCCUGCAUGUGGCGGAUUGACUGGGUCCUUACCAGUUUCUCCCAGACUGGCUCGUGUCUGAGAAGCCCCAGCUGGUCUCUGGCAAAAUCUCCCGUGGUGUCUUUGGCAUGGGGUGGUAGCUGCAGAGCUGCUGUUCAUAGGCUGGACCCUGGUGGGAAAGUCGGUUCCUUCAUGAGAUUCUGACUACCACGUAGGACGCACCAGGCGCUGUUCCAGACACUCCAAGCAAAACUCCCUUCUCUCAAAGCGCUUCCGUUCUGGUGGGGGAGAUGGAGCAAUAAGUAAGAUAGAGAGGGCGUCAGAUGGUAAUCGGUGCUAUGGAGAAAAAUCCAGCAGGACGGGGAAGGGAGUGCUGGGCUCGGGGUGCAGUGUUAGGUGGGCGGUUAGGGAAGGUCUCACUGAGAAGGUGACAUUUGAGCAAAGACCUGAAGAAGGUGAAGGAAGGAGCGGAACCGGUCCCUGGGGAAGAGCAUUCCAAGGAGAGAGAAGAGUAUUUGCAAAAGCCAAGAGCGGGGCAUAGACCCGGCUUCUUUGAGUAGCGGCAGGAGGCGGUUGACUGGCGGGAGGGGACCAGGGGAGAGGAGACGCUGUGUCUUGCUGGGCCCAGCCCUGGGCCCACCACAGAAGAGGCCUCUGUGCAUGUAGGGUCCGCUCUCCCCAGUGACACGCGCACCCUCAGGCUCCGUGGGCUCGUCAGGCCGCCUUUGGAAAACUUUCCUCAGAGGCCUGCACGGCCCCUCCAUGCCUCGGCCUGGGAAGAAGGGUUGAUGCCUCAUCGAGGGAGAGGGGAACCGUGAGCUCUUCUGCCACAGAACUGAGGCCAGGCGGCUGCUGCCAGCUCCCGCAGGCGGGGGCGUGCCGUGUGUGGGGCAGAUGGCAGUACCGUGAGGCCCCUGAGUGCCGCGCUCCCUGGAAACUUGUAGUUCUGAUGAAAAGCUCAAGGAAGAAAUUCUUGUGGGCAGGCCGGCCUGUGGCUGAACCCGAGGCCAUCUCCACCCAUGAUGGUUGGCUCGUCUGCUAAACCCCAGGACACCCCCAGACAGGCUUCUGGAGCUACAUGCUCCAGACGGAAGUGGACUCCAGUGCGGGCCCAGUGUUGCUGGACCCCAGAGUGCUGCUCACAGAGACCAAGGCCUUUCUUGCUUAGUGGUGAGGGCGGCUCCUGGGAGCAUUGGUGCUGGAAUGAAAGGUAGGAUUUGCCACAGCAAGAUAAGGAAGUUUAGCAUCCUUGCUCUGCUUGCCCAAGCAGUGCUAUGCUUUUCUCCCAGAGGCCAAAGAGUCAGUGGGGAAGGGCGUGAGUGGAGGGGGUAAGGAGCAGUGUCAAAGAACACAGAUUCUGGAAUCAGGCGGGCCUGGGGUCCAGUCGCAUCUCUUCACUUAGUCGCUGUGGGUCCUUGAGCAAGCUGCUUUCCCCUUCUUUUCUUUUUUUUAAUAUAUAAAUUUAUUUAUUUAUUUGUUUGUUUAUUUAUGGCUGAAUUGGGUCUUUGUUGCUGCGCGGGGGCUUUCUCUAGUUGUGGUGAGUGGGGGCUACUCUUCGUUGCAGUGCGCGGGCUUCUCAUUGCGGUGGUUUCUCCUGUUGUGGAGCACGGGCUCUAGGCGUGCGGGCUUCAGUAGUUGUGGCUCGCGGGCUCUAGAGCGCAGGCUCAGUAGUUGUGGCGCAUGGGCUUAGUUGCUCCGCGGCAUGUGGGAUCUUCCCGGACCAGGGCUCGAACCCAUGUCCCCUGCAUUGGCAGGCGGAUUCUUAACUACUGUGCCACCAGGGAAGCCCCUGCUUUCCCCUUCUGAUCCUGUUUUUUCUCAUCUAUAAAAUGGGGAUAAUCUUAGGAUUGUAAUGCCUGGUAAAAUCUGACGGCUAUUGGAUUUUGGAACUGAUGGGGUGGAAAAGUGAACCUAGGGAAAGUCACAUUGGGUAUUUUAUUGCAACAACAAACAUUUGCAUCUCUCAAGGAGCUCCCACCUCCGUUUCCCCUCCUGCAUCAUCUUUCAGCCAUGGAUAGAGAAUGGUUUGGUACCAGGGUUUUUUGUUUUGUUUUUAUAACAACUUUAUUGACGUUUAAUUUGCAUACCUUAAAAUUUACCCCCUGAAAGUAUACAAUUCAGUGAUUUUAGUAAAUUUAUGGAGCUGUGCAACCAUAACCAUAAUUCUGUUUCCGGAACAUUUUCAUCAUCCUAUAAGGCUCCCUUGUGUCUGUUGACAGUUAAUCCCCACUCCCACUCCCAGCCCCGGGCAACCACUGAUCUGCCUACCGACUCUUGAUUGGUUGUUUCUGGAAAUUUCAUAUAAAUGCACUCAUAUAACAUGUGGUCUUUUGAGUCUGGCUGCGUGCACUUAGUGUAUUUUCAAGGUCCAUCCAUGUCGUAGCAUGUGCCAGUGGUUCAUCCUUUGGAAUGCUGAAUGUUACUCUGUUGUAUGGACACGUACCACAUUUUGUUUAUCCCUCAGUUAAUGGACAUUUGGGUUGUUUCUAGUUUGGGCUUAAGAAUAAAGCCCCUGUGGACCUUCAUGGCCAUGUCUUUGUGUGGACAGAUGUCUUCAUUUCUCUAAGGUAGAUUCCUAAGAGUGAAAUUGCUGGGUCGGAUGGUGUAUUUAUGUUUAACUUUUAAGAAACUGCCAAAACUGUUUUCCAGGGCAUUGGUUUUGUUUGUUUGUUUGUUUGUUUUUCAGUGCUUUAGAGUAUCAGGAUUAAUUCAGUAAAAAUUAAGAUUCUUUUUCUUGUCUCCUUUCCGUACGUGUUUCAAAGGUCACUGCUAAGUUUAUAGGAGGCACCACCUCCUGAUUCCUCCCUCCCUGACUUCUUUCUGUCAUUGAGCUUAUCUCUGUUGAGAGCACAGAGCUCAUCGGUCUGCUCUCCCCACCAGCCUAUAAGCUUCUUCAGGGUUAGACCGCGUGUUCUUUGAGUUUCUGUCAAGGCCUUUGCAUAUUCCAGGAGUUCAAAGUCACAUAAGACAUGGUCCUGACCCCAAGGAGCUUACAAGCUAGUAGAGAAAUAGACAAGAUUCCUCUGUGUUCUCAAAGCAUUGGUUUUGAAAAACAGAGGCUUUCCGGAUGAGUGGAGGAGCCCAAAUGAUCCACUGCAAAGUGCAGGUGAAGAGAGAGAAAGGGAGCUUGGUUUUUCCACUAAGAAAUACAGAGGUGGGUUGGUUUGCUUAAAGCAGGGGUCAGCGUACCACAGCCUGUGGACCAAAUCCAGCCCGCCACCUGUUCUUGUUAACUUUCACUGGAACACGGCCAUGCUCCUUAAUUUACAUACUGUCUAUGGCUGCUUUGGGGCUGCAGUAGCAGAACUGAGUUGUGACAGAGACCAUGUGGCCGGCAAAGCCUGAAUUAUUUACUCUCUGGCCCUUUACAGAAAAAGUUUACCAAUUCCUCCUUAGACGGAAGAAUGAAGGUGAGAAAUAACAGCCGCAGACUCCCAAAGUUCAGCUGCUUGUUGCUGUUCAGAAACGCAAUCGCAGCAGGAGUGAUUGGAGUUAGAUGUAAGGAAAGACUGGAAGGGUGGGAAGAUUCUGGCUCCUAAAAGAGAGCCACAAAUUUCCCUUAAGAAAAGGAAAAAACAAACAAAAACCACUUAUCAGUUGCAGCAAAGUUGGGACAAAAUCCAUCUGGAGACAAAAAGCUGGAAAGGGUGACUGGGUUCCUUGGCCUUUGAUCCUGUUUGAGAUGUGGGGUGAGGGGGGUCUCUCGGAAUCAAAUACCUUUGGCGGCAGGCUCAGAAUAAUGAUGAGGAAGCCCAGUGGAAGGGGGUUAGGAGCAAGGGAGGGAGAAAAGCCCGAUUUCUCCUUUGGUGAAGUAGAAAUCAGAAAGUAAGGGUGUCGGGAGCAGCGAGAGAAAGAGGCUGCCCCUCUUGUGGCCAAGGCGGAGUGAAUUAAUUCCCGGCAUAUGUUCCCAGCAUCUGUCGUGGUGACCUGGACCGGAGGGGUCAGCGAGAGAGGGGACCGUGCCAGCGCCGAGCAUUAGCCCAGAAUGCCCGGGCCACAGAGGCUUUUGGCUUCCACAGAAUGAUGGCUGUCCAGCUCUCCUAGCAGCAUCUGCCGCAGCUGCAGCAAACAGUGCUGCGGGGGGGGGAGGGAGUGCUCCCCACAAGAGAACACCUGCUGUGAAGGGGCUGGACGAAGACCAGAAAGAGUCCUGCAAAAGGCCGUCUCUUCCAGGUCUCGGGCUGCAGUGGAUUCGACCCGCCAGACGCGCGUCCUGCCAGCAGACUGGAGGUGAUGCACAGGACGGCACUGAGAGGGGCAGGGGCAGGGGAGCCACAGCCCUGGAUGGAAAGAACGCGCAGGGUUGGAACGCCCUCCUAAGUGCCAGUCUCAGAAACCCCCCGGAUACUAUUUGGGCUGCUCGGUGCUAAAGUGUCCCUCAGGAAUCAGAGGUCAACCCGGAGGGGGCAAGGUAAGAGGGCACGGAGGCUAAGAAUGCAGACGAUGCCAAGUUCAAGUCCCUGUGCUUCCAGGUCACAGCUGCAUACUUCCUCGUGCGUCCGUUUUCUCAUCUAUAGAGUGAGGUAGAAAACAAUUCCUGUCUUUGUUGUAGAAUUAUGAUGAUUAAACCACAUACUAUACGUCAAGUGUCCGGCACGAAGGAAGCACUCGAUGGUGAUUAGUUCUGAUCACACUGGGUGGACAGGCAACAUUCCCCCUGAUGGCAAGUCACGGGCAUUAGGCGCUGACAGCACCUAUGUGGGCAUCUAACCCAAGGUCGUGGGCUGGAGGCCCACAGACUGACUUCGACCCACAGGACAUGAUUGAUUUGGCCAACACAUAAGUUUGUUUUUUUUAAUUGAAGUAUAGUUGAUUUACAGUGUUGUGCCAAUCUCUACUGUACAGCAAAGUGACUCAGUUUUAUACAUAUAUACAUUCUUUUUUUUUUUUUGCGGUACGCGGGCCUCUCACUGUUGUGGCCUCUCCCGUUGCGGAGCACAGGCUCCAGACGCGCAGGCUCAGCGGCCAUGGCUCAUGGGCCCAGCCGCUCCGCGGCAUGUGGGAUCUUCCCGGACCGGGGCACGAACCCGCAUCCCCCUCAUCGGCAGACGGACCCCCAACCACUGCGCCACCAGGGAAGCCCCAUAUACAUUCUUUUUUAAUAUUCUUUUCCAUUAUGGUUUAUCACAGGGUAUUGAAUAUACUUCUCUGUGCAAUAAAGUAGGACCUUGCUGUUGAUCCAUUCUAAAUGUAAUAGUCUACAUGUACCAACCCCAAAGUCCCAGUCCAUUCCUCUCCUUCCCACCCCGCUCCCCAUCCUUGGCAACCACAAGUCUGUUCUGUGUCUAUGAGUCUGUUUCUGUUUUGUAGAUACGUUCAUUUGUGUCAUAGUUUAGAUUCCACAUAUAAGUGACAUCAUAUGGUAUUUGUCUUUUCUCUUUCUGACUUACUUCACUUAGUAUGAUAAUCUCUAGUUGCAUCCCAACACACGACUUUUUAAUUAUUUGGUUAAUUACCAACAUUUAAAAUGGAAAGGUUUCACAUUAAACCCAGAUUGCCAGCCUCUCUUAGGAAAUUGGGAGAUCUGUCCACCUUGGGGCCACAGUCACUAGGGCAGUGACUGACAUGAGCAGAGAGGCCAGAGCUCCCCUGGGUAAGGGCAGGUCAGCACGCCCCACCCCACUCUCACCCUCACCCUCACCCUCACUUACAUUUCUGCCUGGACACUGCAGGCACUGACUUUGAGACACCUGCCCCACCUCCUCAUUUUGCCUGUAAGGGUCCUGUUCGCCAGGGGCACUCACCCAAGGUCAUGGAUACUGGAACUCGAGUCCUGACUUGCAGGCUGGCCAGUGUCCUUUGUCAGUAACCAGGACCCCCUGCCUGAUGGAUAAGCUAAAACCACACGAGCUCUGGAGAAGAUCCAGUUUCCCUACCCUGGAGUCAUCCCCCUCUGAUCAGGAAGCUUAACCCUGUUUCCAUCAUGGGUCUGACAAGAGUUUGAGCAGAGUCCUGGGAUAUUUCCAGGGCCAAUAACUGGACCCUCCGCCAUUUGCCCUCCACUGAAUUGUUUAAACUCUGCCCUGGAGCUGACGGCAUUUGCUCGGGAUGAGGGUCCAGCUCAGCAGUCAACGUUAGCAGGUUCGCCUUCUUUCCGUGGCUGCCACCAGUGCGUCAGUCGUGCGACUGAGGUGUGACGGAGAAGGGGGCAGCUGAGGCUGCAGGGAAUGUGUCUGGCUUUCAGGCUUCAGGGACAGGAGAGCACACCCCAUCCGCCGGCCAGCAGGGUCCCCAUGCCGAGCUCAGGAGGAGGGACAGCCCUGGCUGCGCCACUCAGCUCGCCCUUCAGGAGAACUUGCACAAGGAGUGAUGUGCCUUCAGGGUCAGCCUGCAGGCCGAGGCCAUGAGCUUCCCAGGCAGCAGCCAGCCAGUUGCUGAACGUGGCGGCGGUGCAGGGCUCACCGAUCCUGGCCAGCACAGGACUCCUCUGCGACAGUCUUUGCACCAGAGCUCCCCUGGGUCUGACCAGGGCUUUCUCAGAGCUGCACAGCGAUCUGAGACCCUUGCUAUCCAAUCCUCCUUCCUCCCCUCUCUCUUCACAGCUGUCAGACCUUCAUCACCACCUGAAGCCUCUCCCUGUUACCUCCUGCUUCCUCUCCCCUUUAUCUUUCUGUCCUGGUGUCCUUCUCACAGGACCCAAACAGUGGGCCUGGGGUGGUCCAGCUAGACUUGGUGAGGAAAGAUUCCCAGGCAGGGCUGAGAGGAGACAGCUGGUUAGGGGUGUGGGUAGCGGUUUCUCCCCCAAAUCUAUAUGCCUCCCAAACCCCAGUGGCAUGGCUGGGGUGUGGGCUGGGUUUGGAGAGGGAUAGACGGGGGUUGACCAGAGCUCGAUCACUCUCUCACUCAUGGAAGUGCCGCCUUAGAACCCAGUCCAGCUGAGGAGGCCUGAGAAGGAGAAACUGCAAUCCCACAGUGGACAUGUGGCAAAAGAAUCUGGUGUCCUCUCAGCAGGAGAAGAAGAUAGCUCCCUUUCUUUGCUGGGGUCGGGCACGAAGAGCCUCUGUUGGUGGCUUUAUGGGCAGAGAACAGGGGGAGUCACGGUUACCAGGCCUACCAGGAGACAGGGUGUGCCCUCCAGAGGGCCACAUGUUACCCAUCAUGGUCUGGAGGCGUCACUGCUGAAGGUGGGAGAAGAGGUGGUGUUUAGGCGACUGUGCCGAGAUCUCUCCAGGAGCAGGGACCUGGUAGCCGAGCCCCCCAUGCCACACAGCGGUCGGGGCGGCAUGCUGUCCGCCGGCAGAGGGGAGGCUGCCUCGGGCUUUGUGAAGGGCCAGGCUCAUCCUGACUGAAGCCCAGUGGGCAGCACCACACUGUACCUAAGGCACAGCGCCCUCCAAGGUGCUCGUGCAGUUUUAAGGACAAAGACACUGCAACCAAGACUGAACAAGGAAGCCACCUCCCAGGGUGUAGCUGGAGGAGAUAGCACUUGGUAGGGGAAGCUAAGCAAAGAGAAGAAGUCAGUUUAGCUCUUUAACUAGAGAACAGAGAAAACAAGAAUAAAACCGAAACCUGGAUAAGGCAGGGCAGGGCAGAGCGGGGCGGGGAUGCUACAUAGGGGCAGGAGGGAACCUUUUAGGGUAAUGGAAAUGUUCCAUAAUUUGAUUGUGGAGAUGUUUACAUGUCUGUUUAUAAAACUCAUCAAACUAUCCACUUAAAAAAGGGUGUUUUUUUAUUGUAUGUAACUUGUACCUCAAUAAGCAUGACUUUAAAAAGAUUCUCCCCAUCACUCCCUCAUCACCUCAGGUAGCCGAGCUGGCCGAGUUUCUGUUUGUCCCACAGCAUCGUACCAAUUUUUGCAACAUCCCCUGUGCCAUGGUGCCCGGCAGCUUGGCCGUCCCUGAGAACUGGGUCGGGAAGCAGAGAGGCCCUGCAGUGCCACCUCCGCCCCUGCCCCUCAGACUAGGGGUCUGCUGAGACUCCGGAGCUAGCUUUAAAAUUUUAUCUGCAGUUUAAUUUUCCAUGAUUUUCUAUGAAAGGGAAAUACAGCAAGUUUGACUAGGUAGGCAAUUUGUAGUCCAAUUUGAAGUAAAAUACAGGCAUUUGGGAAUCAUUUUUGACUUUCUAAUGGGAACGCAGGUCCGUUGAACACAGAGCAAGGAAGGACACAAGGAACCUUAAAGACCCAAGACCUUUUAAAAUAGAUGUGACCCUAGAGAGAGCAGGCUGUGCCAUGUAAUGCAUUGCAAGAAAUCUUUCGACCUGGGGGAUGAGCAGAGACGUAGGAACAUCUGAUGCCCGAUCUUUAAAAAAAAAAAGUUUCUCUCUUUAAAAGCUUACAAAUCCCAUUAAAAAAAUAUGAUCUUUACUAACAU
This is a messenger RNA of Orcinus orca (killer whale), 8991 nucleotides long. It is a transcript of the gene IFT43, whose product is annotated as intraflagellar transport 43. Lineage: Eukaryota; Metazoa; Chordata; Mammalia; Artiodactyla; Delphinidae. The transcript has 9 exons. Gene Ontology annotation, cellular component: cilium; intraciliary transport particle A. The record is from RefSeq and is a predicted model, not a curated record. The coding region runs from base 29 to 598 and encodes 189 amino acids. Gene Ontology annotation, biological process: intraciliary retrograde transport.